UUUCUAUUGUUAUUAUGUGUCCAAUUGAAUAAUUAAUCUAUUUAAUUAUUUGGUGAAUUUCUACUAAUUAUCUAUCUUUUCUAAUUGAUUUCAAUAUUUUCUGCAACAAUCUAACCCCAUUGUCCCAGCAUCGUUUCUAAUUUUCUCUCCUAAUGUAUUUAAGAAAAGAAUAAUAAUUUUUUGGUUCUCUUAAAACCUUCAAUCAUUUUCUCUUGUAUAAAGUGAAAACCAUUUAAACCUAAAAUGAGUGUAACUGUAUCAAAUCAUUUAAUUAGUAAUAAUAAUUCUGUUCAUGUUUCUUCAGGCAAUUUAACAUCAGCUGCUUUGGUUAACCAUGGAAAUGAUUCAGGCCAUGGGUUAUUGGCUUAUACUCCGAUUUUCCUUCAAACUGGAACGGCUCAAACGAUCGCUGGUUGUUUCGUUUGGUUAGCUUUAAUUAUCUCUUGUCAUCAGAUUUAUCAACAUCUUCGCACCUAUACAAUGCCAUCAGAACAGAGAUACAUUAUUCGAAUAUUAUUUAUUGUUCCUAUUUACGGUUUUGAUUGUUGGUUAAGUUUACUCUUCUUCAAGGACAACUAUUAUGUCUACUUUGAUUCAAUUCGUGAUUGGUAUGAAGCUUUUGUGAUUUACAAUUUUAUGGCUUUAUGUUAUGAAUAUCUUGGCGGUGAAUGUACAAUUAUGUCAGAGAUUAGAGGUCGACCAAUCAAAUCAAGUUGGUGGUAUGGUUCCUGUUGUUUAGCUGGUAAAACUUAUACCAUUGGAUUCCUGAGAUUUUGUAAACAAGCAACACUACAAUUUUGCGCCAUCAAACCAACAAUGUCAGUGAUCACACUGAUUCUUCAGUCAGUUGGAAAAUAUCGUGAUGGCGAUUGGAGUGCCGAUAGUGGUUACCUUUAUGUUACCCUGAUCUACAAUUUCAGUGUCUCUUUGGCACUUUACAGUUUAAUCUUGUUCUAUCAAGCCACCAAAGAUCUUCUCUCCCCCUAUGAUCCCAUAUGGAAAUUUUUCACCGUUAAAUCUGUAAUUUUCCUCUCUUUCUGGCAAGGGGUUAUUCUUGCUGUUCUCGAAAAAGCUGAUCUAUUACCCGAAUUCUAUUCUAGUGGCACAAAGGCGAGUACUGGUACCGUUUCUGCAGGUUAUCAGAAUUUCUUGAUAUGCGUUGAGAUGUUUUUCGCUUCAUUGGCCCUUCGUUACGCUUUCCCUUACCGAAUCUAUGGUGAUUGUUCCGGUGAUGGUAACGUGAGAUCUGUAACCAUGCAGAGCAUUUCUAGUAGUCUGAAAGAAACCAUGAAUCCAAAAGAUAUCAUGAAUGAUGCUAUUCACAACUUUCAUCCUCAGUAUCAACAAUAUACUCAAUAUCAUUCACCAACACCCUCAAAGUCACCCGGUGAAGGAGGAGUUGGCAGCAGUGGCAAUGGCAAUGGGAAAUUAUCAGGAAAUGUUAACCACCAUAAUGGUGGAGGAUCGACUAAUGUUCAUUCAAAAAAAGGGGGUGGAAAAGUUCAUGAUUCACGAAUGGAAUCUCAUCAUCAUCAUCAUAAUCAAAAGCAGCAUAAAAGUGAUCAUCAUCAAAGUGGAAUGGCUAAUCUAAGUGUUUCAAUUGAUUCGGAAGAUCCAUUAGCUUCAUCCGGAUCAACUCUGGGAGAAGUUGUAACAACCUCAUCAUCAGUCAGCGCCGGUGGAUCAACAUCAUCCUCUCAAAGUAAAAAGUCCUCUUCACCCCCAUGGCCAUUGCAAACAAUCAGUCAAAAUUAUUCCGAAAAAACUACUUUACUCAACUCAGAUGAUGAGUUCCAAUAGAAAGUAGUUGAAAAUUAUUGUGUAUCAUUUUUGUAUCUUUUUUCUGUCUCUCUCUCUUUUUAUCCCUAUUCUAUUUGUCUCUAUUUAUCUCCAUUUAUCUUUAUUCAGAUGAGAUUAAAAAUCUAAGUGAGAAAAAAAAAUUCCCAUUGGAAAAAGUGAUCAAUAUAUUUUCUCAACAACAGCAAUCAAAUGGAAACAUUUUGGUUAUCUUAAUUAGCGAUGAUUAAAUUAUCUAAGAAAUAAGUUGUCAUCAACCUAACAGAAGAAACUAAAAUGUAAACAACAACUAAAUCCAUUGUAAUUAAUUUUAAUUCUUCGUUCAUUUGAUUUCAAUUCUCACUUUUAAGCACCAAUUUCGCAUCACAAUUAGUUAACUAAAGAUCAACAUGAAUAUAAGAUCACAAAGAAAAUCUCCUUCCAUUCGA
Molecule: messenger RNA, 2225 nt
Organism: Panonychus citri (citrus red mite)
Lineage: Eukaryota; Metazoa; Arthropoda; Arachnida; Trombidiformes; Tetranychidae
Product: transmembrane protein 184B-like
Exons: 1
Coding region: 244-1800 (518 amino acids)
Biological process (GO): transport
Molecular function (GO): transporter activity
Source: RefSeq, a predicted model, not a curated record